AUGGGUUGUUGUUCAAGUUAAAGACAUAGUGCAAGAAAAAAAACAUAUUUUACUACUAACAUUAGAACAUUUUAUAGAUUUGGAGCAGUGCUUGGGAAGGGGUCUUUUGGGACAGUAAAGGUUGGUUAUAAAGAUGGACCCGAUGGAGAAUAAGUGUAUGCCAUAAAGACCAUAAAUAAAGUAAGAGUAGCCGAUAAAACAUAAAUGAUUUAAGAAGAGUUUGAAAUACUCAGAAAAAUGGAUCAUCCCAACAUCGUUAGAUUCUAUGAAAUGUAUGAGGAUGAUAUGUUUAUUUAUUUUGUGAUGGAGCAUUGCAAAGGAGGCAAUCUACUGGAGAGAGUAUUAUCAAAAGGCAGCUUUGAUGAAAAUAAGGCAUGUAUAGUAAUGAGGAAGUUGUUUUCAGCAAUAGCCUAUUUGCAUAGUUAAGGCGUGAUGCAUAGAGAUUUAAAACCAGAAAAUAUAUUAUUAUCAAAUGAAAAAGAUGACGCAGAAAUCAAAAUAAUAGAUUUCGGUUUAAGCAAGAAAUUAAAGGAAUCAGACAAAGACAGAAAGAAACAAUUGCAAAGGAAGUAAAGUUAAGUAGGCACUCCAUUGUACGUAGCUCCUGAAGUGGUCACUGGAGUGUAUAAUUAGAAGUGUGAUGAUUGGGCUGUUGGUUGUAUUAUGUACAUUGUAUUGUGUUCUGAACCACCUUUCUUUUCGGAGCACUUGAAAGAAUUACUCUAAAAGAUACAGUUUAAGCCACUUUCAUUCCCUCAAGAGGAAUGGAAGGACAUUAGUUCGGAUUGUAAGAAGAUAGUUUAAGGAUUGCUUCAGAAGGAUCCAGAAAAAAGAUUAACUUGUUCGGAAGCUUUGAAUAGUGAAUGGGCUAAGAAGGCGUAUCGUAAGCCGCUGGAAAUAAAAAUCAAUUAGAAAUAGGGGAACAUUCCUCAAUCCAAUGAUUGCACUCCUGUCAAUACAUCUAAUAUUAAGGGAUUGAAAAGAUAUGCCAAAAGUAAAUAAUUCAAAAGGGAAGUGCUCAGAAUACUGAUCAAUCAAUUAAAUGAUAAGUAGAUUGACAAAUUAAGCUAAAAGUUUAAGGAGUUAGAUAAGGAUGAGGAUGGGUUCAUUACCCCAUAGGAAUUGUCUUAAAUCAUGUCUAAAUUAGGUUUUGAGACUACGAAAAAUGAAAUUGAAUAAUUAAUUCGUAAUAUGAAUCCAGAAGAGCAAUAAGCCUUGUAGAUCAAGUACUCUUAAUUUUUGGCUGCAACUCUGGAUUUGAAAUAGUAUUUGAAUAAGGAAAGAUUAUGGAGUUUAUUUCGUUAUUUUGAUGUUUAAGAUAAGAAAUACAUAACCAAGGAGGACGUCGAAUAUGCUUUAAAGAGAGAAGGAAGGGAGGAGAUGGCUUCAGAUAAGAUUUUAAGUGAUUUGAUGAUCCACGAUGGGAAAAUGACUUAUAAAGACUUCUGUUAGUUGAUGCAUGAUGACAUGGAGAGUGAUUAAUUCUUUGAGUAUUUCGAAAAACUGCACGCUUCUCCUGAGAAGCAUAGAAGUAUUAGUAAAACUUGA
Paramecium tetraurelia is the source of this 1548-nucleotide messenger RNA. RefSeq lists its product as uncharacterized. Gene Ontology annotation, cellular component: nucleus; cytoplasm. The transcript has 3 exons. Gene Ontology annotation, biological process: peptidyl-serine phosphorylation; intracellular signal transduction; protein autophosphorylation. The record is from RefSeq and is a predicted model, not a curated record. NCBI's taxonomy places the organism in Eukaryota, Ciliophora, Oligohymenophorea, Peniculida, Parameciidae. Gene Ontology annotation, molecular function: ATP binding; calcium/calmodulin-dependent protein kinase activity; calmodulin binding.